AUGCAGGCGUGCAAUCGGCUCAAGACGGCGUUUGCUCAGGGCAAGCAGUCCAUGGGGAUGUGGCAGAUGAUUCCGGGGGCCAAUGUAUCGAGGCUGCUGGCGAGGUCGGGCGUAGAUUGGGUCAUGGUUGAUUGUGAGCAUGGGAACAUUGACGAUGGGGCCAUGCAUGAUGCGGUGCCGGCGAUUGCGGCGUUGGGCGUGACGCCUCUUGUCAGGCUGCCGGAUGUGCAGUCGUGGAUGGUCAAACGGGCAUUGGAUGCUGGUGCUCAUGGUAUUCUCGUACCACUGCUUCGUUCGGCAGACCAAGCAAGAGAGUUGGUUCAAGCUGCCAAGUUCCCGCCCUGGGGCAAGCGAGGAUUCGGAUCCCCCAUCGCGCCCGAGCGGUUCAAUCCCGUGCCUUCGUUUACGGAGUACCUGCAGCAGGCAAACGACGCUCUCUUGACAAUGGUCCAGAUUGAGACGCGAGAGGCUUUGAGCGAGGUGGAAGAAAUCGCUGCCGUGAAGGGCGUUGACGUGCUCUUCAUCGGACCCUUUGACCUUGGCAAUAAUAUUGGCCACCCCAUCCUAGACGGUGUCAUGGCCCCCGAGCUGAAAGAAGCCAUUGCUCGAAUCCUCGCAGCAUGCCGGAAAGCCGGCAAGAAGUGCGGCAUGUACGCCACGAGCGGCGAGCAGGCCAAGCUCUAUGCCGACCAGGGCUUCGACAUGAUCAGUGUAUCGGCCGACUACACUGCACUGGAUUAUAUACUGAAACAGCAAUUCAACGCCUCACAGGGCGGUCCUAUCGCUGAGAAGAAGGGCUCAUAUUAG
This is a messenger RNA of Metarhizium robertsii ARSEF 23, 807 nucleotides long. Its product is annotated as HpcH/HpaI aldolase/citrate lyase family protein. Lineage: Eukaryota; Fungi; Ascomycota; Sordariomycetes; Hypocreales; Clavicipitaceae. Bases 1 to 807 code for a protein of 268 amino acids. Gene Ontology annotation, molecular function: aldehyde-lyase activity. The record is from RefSeq and is a predicted model, not a curated record. The transcript is spliced from 5 exons. Gene Ontology annotation, cellular component: cytoplasm.